This is a messenger RNA of Abrus precatorius (Indian licorice), 2564 nucleotides long. RefSeq names its product subtilisin-like protease SBT1.7. Gene Ontology annotation, biological process: proteolysis. Lineage: Eukaryota; Viridiplantae; Streptophyta; Magnoliopsida; Fabales; Fabaceae. The record is from RefSeq and is a predicted model, not a curated record. Bases 116 to 2404 code for a protein of 762 amino acids. The transcript has a single exon. Gene Ontology annotation, molecular function: serine-type endopeptidase activity.
UCUAUGACCUAUCCCCGCAGCCUCAAUAGUUCAUAUCAAUAAUAAAUACCAACUAUCACUGCAUUUCUGGAGCAAAUUCAGAAAAGGCCUGAGACUAAAUUGUGCUAAAACUCUAAUGGUGAAGAGAGAGCACAUUAACAAGAUGAAUGUGCUGAUUAUCAAGUGUCUUGAGAUUGCUUUGCUGCUAGUUUUCUCUGGCAGACAUAUCAUAGCAGAAAACUCGAAAAAGACAUACAUAAUUCACAUGGACAAGUUCAACAUGCCAGCAAGUUUCAACGACCAUCUUCUGUGGUAUGAUUCAUCACUAAAAUCAGUGUCAAAUAUUGCAGAGAUGCUCUACACAUACAAACACGUAGCUCAUGGUUUCUCCACAAGGUUAACUACCCAAGAAGCAGACUUACUAGCAAAACAUCCAGGGGUUCUCUCCAUUAUCCCUGAAGUUAGAUACGAGCUUCACACAACUAGAACACCACAGUUCCUUGGAUUGGAGAAAACCAUCACUCUUUCACAGGCCAAUGGAAAACAAAGCGAAGUGAUUGUUGGAGUGCUAGACACUGGCGUAUGGCCUGAGCUAAAAAGCUUCGAUGACAGGGGGCUUGGGCCAGUACCCAGUAGUUGGAAAGGUUCGUGUGAGAAGGGUAAAAACUUCAACCCAUCAAACUGUAACAGGAAACUUGUUGGUGCAAGGUUUUUCUCCAAAGGCUAUGAGGAAGCUGUUGGACCCAUUGAUGAAAAGAUAGAAUCAAAGUCACCAAGGGAUGAUAGUGGCCACGGAAGUCACACUUCAACUACAGCAGCAGGUUCUGCAGUUGCAGGAGCAAGCCUUUUUGGUUUUGCUAAUGGGACAGCGAGAGGAAUGGCCACACAAGCCCGAGUUGCCGCUUACAAAGUGUGUUGGCUUGGUGGGUGCUAUUCAUCAGACAUAAUUGCUGGAAUUGACAAGGCCAUUCAAGAUGGUGUCAACAUCCUUUCCAUGUCUAUAGGGGGAGGUUUGGCGGAUUAUUACAAAGACGUUGUUGCAAUCGGAACUUUUGCAGCCACAGCUCAUGGAAUACUAGUUUCUAAUUCAGCAGGAAAUAGUGGGCCUAGUGAAUUAACUUUGUCUAAUGUGGCUCCUUGGGCAAUCACUGUGGGUGCUGGAACUAUAGACCGUGACUUCCCUGCCUAUAUCACCCUUGGAAAUGGGAAUAGAUACACUGGAGUGUCCCUUUACAAUGGCAAACUGCCACCUAAUUCUCCACUGCCAAUUGUUUAUGCUGGUAAUACGACGAGUCAAAGCGAAGGAAAUCUGUGCUACACUGGUAGCUUGAUUCCUAAGAAAGUCUCGGGAAAAAUCGUCAUAUGCGAUCGAGGAGGAAAUCCAAGGGUGGAAAAGAGUUUGGUGGUGAAGAAUGCUGGAGGCAUUGGGAUGAUAUUGGCAAACAAUGAAGAGUACGGGGAAGAGCUAGUUGCUGACUCCUAUCUCCUCCCUGCAGCAGCUUUGGGUUCAAAAUUCAGCGAUGAGAUAAAGAAGUACGUUUUCUCAGCUCCCAAACCCACGGCUAAAAUUGCAUUUGGUGGCACCCAGAUAGGAGUUCAACCAUCCCCAGUGGUGGCAGCUUUCAGCUCCAGAGGACCAAAUUUGGUCACACCACAAUUACUCAAACCAGACCUGAUAGCUCCAGGAGUGAACAUCCUAGCUGGGUGGACUGGUGCAGUUGGACCUACUGGCUUAACCGUUGACACUAGGCAUGUGAGCUUCAACAUCAUCUCAGGAACAUCCAUGUCCUGCCCCCAUGUCAGUGGGUUAGCUGCCCUUCUUAAGGGAAAUCACCCAGAAUGGAGCCCUGCAGCUAUAAGGUCUGCUCUCAUGACCACAGCCUACAGAACCUACAAAAAUGGCCAAACAAUAAAAGAUGUUGCCACUGGCCUGCCAGCUACCCCAUUUGAUUAUGGUGCUGGGCAUGUUGAUCCAGUAGCUGCUCUUGAUCCUGGUCUUGUGUAUGAUUGUACUGUGGAUGACUACUUGAGUUUCUUCUGUGCCUUGAACUACACUUCAUUUCAAAUAAAGCUUGUAGCAAGAAGAGAUUUUUCCUGCAGCAAAGGGAAGAAAUACAGAGUGGAAGAUCUCAACUACCCAUCUUUUGCUGUUCCUUUUGACAAACCAGCCACUGUCCAGUAUAAAAGGGUUUUAACUAAUGUCGGUACUCCAGGAACAUAUAAAGUUUCAGUUUUGCAGUCUCCCUUCGUCAAGACUGUGGUCGAACCACGAACGCUUAGCUUCAGGGAACUAAACGAGAAGAAGAGCUACACGGUUACGUUCACACCUUCUUCAAAGUCUUCUGAAACAACCAGCUUUGCUUAUCUGGAAUGGUCGGAUGGGAAACAUAAGGUUACUAGUCCCAUUACUUUUAGCUGGAAUUGACUCUGACAUUAGAAGGCCCCAACUCUGAAUUGCCUGUUUCAAACAUGGUCGAGUGCGAGAAUAACUGUAUAUCUUUGCUUUGCUUUUGGUCCAGCAAAGAAGCCUGAUAGAGCCGGCAAUGUGUCUUCUGUUUUCAUUUGAAAAUCACUAAAGAAAAAUU